AUUUCUGCUUCGAUCGUAAAAAGGGAUAAAUAUAAGAAUUCAUAGCUAAAGAUAAAUCCAAUUUCAUGUGCUUUCGGUUGUGAAGAAAAUUUUAUUGUGAAGAAAAUUUUAUUUUUAUUCUUGUGAUUUCUGUUUGGUGGUAGCAAUCCAGGGAAAGUGAUUAGAUAAAAUAAAGUGUUGGAGUAAAGUUGAAUCUUGAGUGAAAAAUGAGCGAUCAUCUCCAAACACCGGCAGCCAUGGGCUUCAUUAAAAGCAUGCUGGUUGGUUUCAAUAUUGCUUUCUGGGUUUCUGGCUUAGCCCUGCUGUGUUCAGGUAUUUGGGUUCAGAUUGGAUUGCAUCGUUACAUGGAGCUUUCAACUGAUUACACCAACACAUUCCAAAUUGUUCUCGUCGGACUGGGUUUGAUUAUUUUGUUCGUAGGAACAUUAGCCUGCUGCUGCACUGUGAAAGCACAAUCAUCACUUCUUUACUUGUAUGCUGGCUUUUUGACGAUAAUCUUAAUGAUAGAAUUAGCAAUUGCGGCCGGGUUGUACACAUACAAGGACCAUCUUGCUGAUGGCCUCCAGCAAGGAUUGAAUCAAAGCAUCAGAAAUUAUGGCCCAGAUUACGUAAUGAAGUCGGCAGAUUUUGAUGCCAUGCAAGAGAAUUUGGGUUGCUGUGGAAAUGUAGAUUAUAAAGACUGGUAUUCGCUGAAUCCACCUCGCCCUGUUCCACGUUCAUGCUGCAAACAACCGGGGCCAGUACGAUGCGAUACGCAAGAUGAAACUCAAAUCUACAAUUUAGGCUGCUACAUGAAAGUGACUCAAUAUCUCGAAAGAAAUAUGGGACGAAUAGCAAUAACGGCGUUAUGUGUCGCCCUUUUUCCCCUCGUCGGUUCUAUCUUAUCAAUCGCAUUAGCCAAAAACAUCAACAAGGCAAAAUAUGAACAAAUGGCAUAAACAUCGCUUUUUAUCAUGUCUCUGAUUCAGGAUCCCAAUUUUAUUUGAUUCAUGUUAGGAUGAGCACCUUAGAGCAUUUGCACUAUUUGAGAAAUUCUUGUUGUUGUAAAUUUUUUCUGCUGAGAUUUUUGGCGGAUGUUGAACGUUGUUGUCCCAGGUGAAGCGAUAAAAUAAUUUACGUUGUUUAAUUGAAAAACUUGUUAUUUUGCACAACACAAUGAGUUUGCCUGUUGAUAUCAGCCAGCUUCCGUCAAAUAACAAUUAAACAAUUAUUAUCUGCAUGUGACUUCGAUUAUUGAGCACAGAGUUGAUUAAUGCACAUAAAAUAAGCUUUUAUAGCCGCUGGAAAAUAAAGAAAAAGAAAGAAAAGUGGAGAAAAAGAUAUAAAAAGAAAAUGAAUCUUGAUGUGAAAAUUAUCUUGAUGUUUUACAACAACCGAAAAAUUUAUUGAGUAAAGUCUCUCAGCAUAGCCUUUGUGCAUGUAAUACGUCACUUCUGUAACCUUUGAAUCUCAAACUCCAAAGAAGCAACAGCAUAAACGUUUUUUUAUGAUCUUCGUUGAGAAAAUUUAAAAUGAAGAAAAUUUAUUUGAUGUGCAUGAUUUCUUUUUAUGUUUUAUGUGCAUGAGUAGCAGAAUAUUUAUUCAGAAAUUUUCUCGUUUUCAAUGCUUAUUGAAUGUUUUAUAUUAGUAGGUUGAGGGGUGAAAAUUGUGAAGAAUUCAAGUCGAAUGAAAAUGACCGUGGCAAUCAUUGAGUGACGUAAUACAUACAUACAGCCUUUUUCUUUAGCACAGCUGCCAACAUAUAAAAUUCUUCACAUAUUGACACAUUUUAAUUGAAAUAUAAAAGUUUGUAAUGAAAACAUUCUUCGAUUUUAUUUUCUCUUUCCGUUCCUUACCUUUCCUUUCUUCAUCAAACAUGGUAAGAAAAAUAAACCUCAUGUGUUAAUAUUUAAGACAAAAAUUUAAUUAAAUGGAAUUCUAUCGAUUUGUUUCCUAAAAGACUGAUUUGUUUUCUGAUUACGAGAAAAGUAGGAAAACAACGAAAGAAGGAAAAAAACAUCAAAAGAUAAUUUCUCCAACGAUAAGAAAACUUUCUUUCCAUUCAAAAGAAAUUCUAAUUAAAAAAUAUUUGUUGGGAGAUUUUUAAUCAAUACAAAUUGCACUUGUGGAAUUGCACUUAAAGAAUUUUCAUUCGAUGAGCUUGAUAACAAAAUACAUUAAUCCUUUUAUCCGCCACUAAGCCUCAUUUAUAGCUCUUAUUUUGAUCCCAACGUUUAAUCGAGAUUAUUGCAAUAGCCCAGAUGCGAUUAAAGGACAUGAUAAAGUGAUAAAGAGAAAGCGAAACAAAACAAAAUGGAAAAAAAGAAUACAAAAUAUUGACCAAUCAACUUAAAAGAAAAAAACAUAUACGAAAGCAUUAAAAUUGCUUUUAUCAUCUUUUUACGAUGCCAAAAAAAGAAAUUAAUUAAAUAACGAAAAGAGCGAUGACGAAACUUUAAAAACACAUUAAAAUCUAUAAUGAAAUUGUCGAAUGAUUGACAUAUUUAGCAAGGAAAACACGAUAAAAAGUAAAAUGCUUUGUUUUCAUAUGAAAAUUGAAAUAAAUUGAAUUCUCUUUCAUAUAUUAUGAGUAGAUAAUGUUUGUAAUACACUGAUGAGAAAAUAUUUAUUUAUAUGUUGUGGGCAAUGCGAGCCUUUUCAUCAUUUAUAAUAACUGGAAUGAAUCUCUUUAUGUACGAAACAUGCUUUAUGUUGUUGCUUUAACAAUAACAAUAACAGUAACAACCGUAGAACAUGAUGAAAUGAAACGAUAUUAGCUUAAUGAAAACUUUUAAAGCUUCGAAAGCACACAACAUUUCAUCAAUGCUUUUUUGCGCAUUGCCUACAACUCAUAAUUCUCUCAAUAUUGAGAUGAUAUUCAAGUAAAUAAUAAAAAAGAAAAAAGAAAUAUAAGUAAAAGUAAACAUUUGAUAUUUCAUUAUAUUAGGCACGUAGUGCGAGAAUAAGAAAAAUGAGAAACUUUUCAUUUACUUUCCUUUCUUCUUGUGUUUCAAUUGAAAAGUUAAGUAAUUAGAAGACAAAUAGCAAUCGAGAUGAUGAGUGGGUGGGUAUGCGAAAUAAUAAAAAGAAAUUCUGUAGCCCAUUAAGUCAUUACCCGAAGGAAAGGGUUCAGCAAGCAGCCACGGAAUGUUUAAUCUUCUUCCUUUGUGCGGCAAACAAAGAAAAAAGACUCAACAAAUGUUAGUUUCUUCUUAUUUUCGCAACACGACCAGCCAACCGAGCAAAGACGAUGAAAUUAAUAAUUAAUGACGCGAAAAUGUGUUACAAUGAUAAAAGACGAUGAUAUAUUUAUUAAGAAUAUGAAUUAUGAAAAACGUUGUAAUUUUCCAUCCUUUCUGGCUCACUUCAGCAUUUCAAAACUUCAUAAACGAAGCUAUUGUCAAAAGAUUUUUUAUUCUAAAUGAGAAAGCAAAUAUUACUUUAUGUCUAAGAAGAUGUUGUUAAUGAAAAUUCAUAUUAUUCAUAUCAUUAAUCUUACAAUCAGUGAAUUAAGGUGAACUCAAGAUGAUGAAUGAUCAUUACGAAACCUAAAUAAAUUUAUCCUUUAAAAAGGAAUAUUUUUUCUACUUUUUUUCAUGCCAUAAAGAAAGAAACUUAAUUUGUAAAUUAUUUAAUGUUAUGCCAAUGGAAUCAAUGACUAAUGUUUAAGACAUACAAAAAACUUUAUUUUAUUUAUCUUUUUUAAAUAUAAAAACUCAAGCAAGACAAACGAAAGAAAUAACUGAAUAAGUUUUUCCAUAACAAUCACAAAAACCUUUUUUCUUCCAUCUCCUCUGAUUCCUUUUAACUUAUAAAUUAAGAAAGCAAAAAAAAGAACUUUUCCUUCGUUUCCUUCACUUAAUAUCGAUGUAUCUUGUGUAAGAGAAUCAUUGCAAUCAAAAGAAAUGGAGAACAUAUUUCAAUCAAUAAAGAAAGAAGC
This is a messenger RNA of Clunio marinus, 3919 nucleotides long. NCBI's taxonomy places the organism in Eukaryota, Metazoa, Arthropoda, Insecta, Diptera, Chironomidae. The record is from the annotation of a GenBank genome assembly.